Formica exsecta is the source of this 2084-nucleotide messenger RNA. RefSeq lists its product as uncharacterized. Lineage: Eukaryota; Metazoa; Arthropoda; Insecta; Hymenoptera; Formicidae. The record is from RefSeq and is a predicted model, not a curated record.
CAAAGCGCAUUCAUACAGCUGCCACGAUGAAAUUCCUAUUCUCUGCGCUAUUUACCAUCUUGGCCAUCAUUGGCUUGGGUCAAUCUCACCAGUUCCCAGAUUUCGGCAAAGGUCCUCUUCAUGAAGAUCUUCAAGAAAUUCUCGAUUUACUUCCUAUGAAAAGAAUUGUUAGAGUUGUUGGGGAUUACAUGGCGCAUGAUCCUGAAGUACAAGAAGCUGUUAAGUUUCUCAAAAUCACAUCUGUAUUCAAGAAUCUAAUGAUAGAUUUGGAGAAUAUUCCUGAAGUGAUCAAUCUUCUUAAUUAUCUGCAAGAGGAAGGCGUCGAAAGCUACAACUUAAUAAAUCAGAUAAAUAGAGCCGUCGGAAUCAAGGAACUCGUACCACCAACAAUAUCAACACCAACAUCAACACCAACAUCUACAUCUACACCUACACCUACAUCUUCAUCUACACCUACAUCUACACCCACGCCUACAUCUUCAUCUGCAUCCACGCCUACAUCUUCAUCUACACCUAGACCUACACCUACAUCUACACCUUCAUCUACCCCUACAGCUGAUCUGACACCUGAACCUGCACCUGAACCUACACCUGUCUCUUAUAAUGUAAUGAAAAGGAGAAGCUGGGGUCUCGCAGGAUUAUUCAAAGAUGUCAAGGACCUCUUGAAUUACGACGACUUUAUUAGCCUAUACGUGGAUAAGCUGAGAUAUUCCUCAGCCUUCAACGACUUGCUUAACGAACUCAGAUCCAACAGCCAACAGAUCGUUAACAGGCUUUCCGAAAGUGAGUCCUUCCAGAUCAUUGUAACAGGUCUCAAGAAUAGAAAUGUGAAUUUGAAGAUCGUAGCAGACGUCUUGUAUAUUGUUCUCGGUGUUACUAUACCGGGCCAUUCUAAAACGUUAGAGGAUGAGUUUGUUGACUUCGUGAAGCUUCUUCCAUUGGAAAAGAUUUCUGACAUAGUACUCAAGUAUGUAAACGAAGAUAAAGGAGUACAAAACGCUAUCCUCUUCAUGUUCAAACCCGAAUUCCAUGACCUGUUACGCGCUGUCGAAACUCUUCAGGAAUAUCAGGAAUUACUAGUAUUCCUCCAAAAUGCUGGAGUCCAUGUUAUUGAAAACAUCCAGGCAUUCCACAAAGCCAUCGGUAUGGAGGAUUAUGUGCCCCCUAAAAUAGAAAGCUUCCUUAAAUCUCAAAUUAAAAAGCAAGAGGUCGGCGGCGGUGACAGCAGGCUUUCCGAAAGUGAGUCCUUCCAGAUCAUUGUAACAGGACUCAAGAAUAGAAAUGUGAAUUUGAAAAUCGUAGCAGACGUCUUGUAUAUUGUUCUCGGUGUUACUAUACCGGGCCAUUCUAAAACGUUAGAGGAUGAGUUUGUUGACUUCGUGAAGCUUCUUCCAUUGGAAAAGAUUUCUGACAUAGUACUCAAGUAUGUAAACGAAGAUGAAGGAGUACAAAACGCUAUCCUCUUCAUGUUCAAACCCGAAUUCCAUGACCUGUUACGCGCUGUCGAAGCUCUUCAGAAAUAUCAGGAAUUACUAGUAUCCCUCGAAGAUGCUGGAUGCCAUGUUUAUGAAAAUAUCCAGGCAUUCCACAAAGCCAUCGGUAUGGAGGACUAUGUGCCCCCUAAAAUAGAAAGCUUCCUCAAAUCUCAAAUUAAAAAGCAAGAAGUCGGCGGUGGACUGACAGCAAUGAUCCGGGAUAUUUAUGCUUUGCUACCUUAUGAAAAGAUCGAUGCUCUCUUUCAGGAAAAAGUGAAUACUUCCACAGUCUUUGCUAAGUUCGUCUCACAGGUUUCAUCCCCGGAAUUUGAAAACAUUGUCAAUAAUCUGGCUGUUAAUGAGGUCUUCCUGCAAUUUAUCACAAAAAGCAAUGAGCAAGGAUUGGAUUUAGUAGGGCUCUCGGCACUUAGUACCAGAAUAAUUGGCCUUAAAUAAAAAUUCAUCUAGCAUUUUAAACAUUCACUAUUUGCAAUUUAUGCAAACAAAUUAUACACUGAUGUAAUAAUGUAAGAUAAGAGUCCUCGGAUUCAAUUGCGGAUAUAUUGCUUCUGUGUAAUUAAUAAAAAAUUUAUUGUGUCUUAUAAUAAA